AUGGCUUCGAAUAUCGAGCAAUCGCCUUUCUUCCAGGACCAGAGGUCAAAGGGCGAAAUCGUGGUUAAGGACCCUCCCAAGUUUGACCUAGAAUCAUACAUUGCCAACUACACCGGGUACACACGAAUCGACCGCCUGCACCACAUCGGCGCGCACUCGCCAUACCUCGCCGCCGACGCAUACCGCCUUGCCAUCGCCGAGGCAAAGAAGGGCAAGAAUGUUGCUCUAUACCAGAGUCUAGUAGAGGAAUACAGUCGCAUAUCACCACAAGAUGGUGCUUCCGUGGUCGACACGACAUGGGUUGAGAGGCAGACGAGGAUGGUGCGCGAGGAGCACGACCGGCUAGAGCAUGAGUUGAAGUCAUACAAGAACAACCUGAUCAAGGAGAGCAUACGAAUGGGCAAUGAAGACCUCGGUCACUUCUACUACGACACCGGCGACUUCAGCAGCGCACACAAGGCCUACAUGAAGAUGCGCGAACACUGCACCUCCCCUAAGCACCUCGCCGAUAUGACCCUCCGCCUCGUAUACGUUAGCAUCGCACAGAAGUCAUGGACAACUGUACUAGCCAACCUGGCCAAGUCGGAAGCCACUCAGCUCAAGGGCGAUGAGAAGGCUAAGCUGGAGCCCAUCAUCUCUGCUUGCAGCGGUUUAUGUCACAUGGCUACCGGCAACUACCGUGAAGCUGCGACAGCUUUCCUCGGCACCUCAGCGGCAUAUCUGACUGCAGAGCCAGCAGCGAACAUUACAUGGCAGAAGGAGGUCAUCUCAGGCAAUGACAUCGCCGUAUAUGGCGGUCUCUGCGCGCUUGCCUACAUGGACCGUACCGACCUACAAAACAAGGUGUUAGCAAACAGCGAAUUCCGCAACUUCCUUGAGCUCGAACCCCACAUCCGCCGCGCCAUCAACCUCUUCUGCAACUCCAAGUACAGCGCCUGUCUCGAAGUGCUCGAAGGCUACCGCAACGACUACCUCCUCGACCUCUACCUCUCCAAGAUGCUCAACACAAUCUACAGCCGGAUCAGGAGGAAGAGCAUUGUCCAGUACUUCAUACCCUUCAGCUGCGUCACGCUCGACGAGAUGGCCUCCAAGUUCCCGCCAGCACAGGGCCGAACCAUCGACGAGGACUUGGAGGAGAUGAUCAACCAGCGCCUUCUCAAUGCGCGGAUAGAUCUUGUCGACCGCCUACUCAUCUGCCCACCCACCGACCCCCGCCACGACGUACACGCCGACGCUCUCAAAAUGGCCGAAGCAUACGACCAUACCUUGCGCCUCCGGUUGACGCGUCUCAACAUGCAAGCAGCGGGUAUGGAGAUCUCGUCUCAGAAGAUGAACGAUAAGUCGUCUGGCAUGGGCAGUGGCAUCAGUGACACGUUCCGCGGUCUAGGUCAAAAGAUUGGGUUCUAG
Alternaria ethzedia is the source of this 1407-nucleotide messenger RNA. RefSeq lists its product as uncharacterized. The record is from RefSeq and is a predicted model, not a curated record. Bases 1 to 1407 code for a protein of 468 amino acids. Lineage: Eukaryota; Fungi; Ascomycota; Dothideomycetes; Pleosporales; Pleosporaceae. The transcript is spliced from 4 exons. Gene Ontology annotation, cellular component: COP9 signalosome.